AGAUAAUAUUUUCUCACUCGUUAGUUGGAACACUCAAAUCAAAUGAAAGCUUGAAUAAUAUGUACCUACAUCAAAAAGUGAUACGAACUAGACUGUUUCUGAUCAUUGAUCGUUUAAUAUUCAUCGUAUUUGGUUUAGUGAUUGAAUAUCCUACUCAGAGUAUAGCGUACCUUACCUAUAUGAAAUCAAUAGCAACCAUGAAAGGUGUCACCAUCAUAUCAACAAGGCUGAGCAAUAAACGAGGAUAUAUCACAUUGGCAAUCAUCCUUUAUUUAUUCCUUAUCAGCUUAUUCGGACAGUUUCAUGUCAGAAAUUACAACUUCAAGUCGGACUACAACAGACUGAUAAACAUCACUUUUUCUUUCGAACAUUUACCCCUGAUAUGCCAUAGCUCGCAGCCCACCUUCAUUGUUAUAGUCCACAGCUCUCCAGAAAACUUCGUCAAGAGAAAAACGAUCAGGGAGACAUGGGGCGGUAAAACAAACAACGUGAGCUUAUUAUUCGCUCUAGGACACACCGAAAAUGUACAGAUUCAUAAGGAAAUCGAAAGGGAGUACGAAGUCCACCAGGACCUGCUUGAAGGUAGUUUCUUAGACACCUACCACAACCUAACCUACAAACACGUGAUGGAAUUGAAGUACACAGUUUAUCAUUGCCCGGAAGUAAAGUACCUGGUGAAGCUCGACGACGAUGUUUUUGUUAACAUGCCUAACCUCAAAGAGUUUAUCCAUCUGUACAACCUUGAAAAUGCCAACUCGACUAGUAUAUUGUGUUCAAGGAUGUCCGGUAAUCCUGUUUUGAGGAGUGGAAGAUGGGGUGUUCCUGUGGAAGAAUAUCCAGACGAAUACUACCCGGAUCAUUGCUCGGGCUUCGCCAUAAUUUACCCACAAAGAGCUGUUGCUGCGCUAUAUGCGCAGGCGCAGAAAACGAAAUAUUUCUGGAUUGACGAUGCUUUCGUUAGUGGUAUUGUGGCCAAGGGCGCUGGUUUGACUCAUACUGAAAUCGCUGACCUAUUUUUGUCUGACGAAGAAGUAGUUGGGAUUGUGGAUUUCGAUUUUACCAAUAUAACGAAACCGUUCUUGUUUGGGAGGAUGAACCUGGAUGACUAUCAGAUAAGGUCCUUGUGGGACUUUGUUAAACAUCAUACACCCAAAGCUAGUAUAUUGGAUUACCUAAAAAUUGAAUAGAUUAUUGACUUUUCGAAUUCAAUUGAAUUGAAUGAACCUUUCAAGAGUUAUUGGGCAGUGGAAUAUACAGUGUUAUCCAUUGAGCCCGUGAACCCAUUAGGACCAAGUUGAUCAUUAGAUUAUUAGAUUAGGCGAUCCAACUUAGGCGAGAAUUCUGAUAUGGCGCCUGGUUGGCACCAUGUAUCAAUUCAAUAGUAUAUAAUGCGACCAUAGCAAUUAAAUUGUCCUCUUUUGUGAUUUUCCGUGAUGAAGACUUCCACUUCGGAUACGGAGUAUUGACCAUAAAUAAUUUAUUUGUGUGCCAACCAGGGCAUACAACGACAGAGGUCGAAAGAUUGACCAACAAAAUUACUGGUGUGGUCAGAUGUUAGAAGUUAGAUAGCGAAAAAAGCUUUUCAAAAGAUUUGAUCAGAAUUAAAUUUUCUACUCGCCUAUACAGUCUCAAGAAAUUAUUCUAGAAAAUUCAAAAUAUUGCUGUUUUUUCGAAAUUUUGCGAUCUUGUUACAAUUCUCUUUUUUUCUCUGUAUAGGUUCACCUCUAGGUUGACAGUAUGAUGGUACAAUGUAUCUCAAUAAACAUGAGAGAAUAAUUUCGUUCACUUCACACCAGAGUUACUAAAAUAGGAACUGCAACUGAAAUAUUUCAGAUGUAAUAUAGUACACGAAAUGUUACAGGCUCCUGGUCUUCAAAUUUAAUUGCGAAGUGAGAGGUUCAGCCACGAUUAUCAAUCAUAUAUAAUAUCACGAGAGCUUCAAUUAUUUCCGGAAAGUUUUUCGAGAACACGAAUUUUCUAAAUAUUCGUGUUUUAGAAAAAAAUCCCGGAUAUUGAUUGAAGCUAAUGUGGUAUUCGGUAAGAAAAUUUCACUCCAAACAACACUUAGAUGAUUUAGCUGAAAAUGAUGGUUGUUUGUGAUGGAAUGUAAGAACUAACGUAUAGUAACAACAUGUGUUUUUGUAAAUUUCGAAUUUGCAAGUAUACCUACAUAAUUUUAUAUGAUAAUCUGUUGGUAAAUAAUUUUUAUUCAUUAACUUAUAGAAUGAACUCGAAAUAAUCUGAAGUUGAAUGUGAAUCUCAUUUAGUCUAUAAACGUCAAAAAAUGUCUAGUGUAAUAUCAUGCUCCGUCCCCCAAGGAAGAGGAAAACAUUUCCAAGGAAUUUGUUAAGUUGCUAUGGUAACGAUACGGAAUACAGGCUUUGAAUUGAUCGAAAAUGUUUGGUGUGAAAUUUUCAAUAAAAUAGUUUUAUUCGAUAGUUUUUUCCAGUGUAAUUAUAAAAUAAUUCUUUUUAUCGAAUCAAUCAAUAAAUAAUAUACAACGUUGAUGCUGGGUUUAUAGAUUCAAUUCAAUUAACAAAUAGGAAAGAACAAUCAACAAUUAAUGAUCUUGAGGGUGUUCAUACAGAUCUGAUAUCAUUUAAAAAAAUCAAAAAUCAAAAUAAUGUUAAAAAGUGAUUUUGUUCUCCACAAUUCAUUAAUCCAUGAAACAUAUUCCAAUUAUUGAAUAUCACCAAAUUCCACUUGAACAACAACAAAUCCAAUCUUCAUGUUCUGUCUCCAGAAUUUCAUAAUUCUUAGUUGUCGAGUUGAAAGUUGGCCAACUUUGUGAUUCUUAAUAAUUCUUGAUUUUAAUGACAGAUGCAAAUGUAUAAACCCUCAUAGAUGUUUUCGUGUAAUCAACUUUUUAAGUUCAUAGUUGUUAGUUUGAUCUUAGGCUGUGUCAAGUCAACCAGCUGUUUGGGAAUAUCGGUCACGUUUCAAACCUGACCAAAAAAGUUAUUACUACUUUUGAUGGGAGUCGUGUCAACCAUUGGCCAUCCUGGCAUCACCACUGUGGUCGAACGAAUGACUUGACACAGCCUCAGUUUAGUUGAAUCUUGUUGAAUCUAGAAACCUAGUAUAAACGUCAUCAAUUUUGAUAGCUUAUAGAACAACGGGAAAAACGUUAUUGUUUUGACAUCUCUAUCGAGUUCUUGACGGGCCGCGUUAGAUUUAAAAUCGUCAAAAUAAUCACAUGUAUAAUGAUACACAAAAUUUAGUUAUUAAUUAUACAAGGGAAAAAAGUAGUAGAUUUUAGCUCCAGGUUGUGUUGUCUCCCGACGCGUAGCGGAGGGAGACAAAAAACCGUGACCUAAAAUCUAAUAUUUUUCCCGUGUAUAAUACACUAUUUUUCUCUGUGAUGAGAAAGGACGAAUCAAUAUUGAGAAGAUAACACAUUAUUUUGAAAUCUGAAAAUUAUCGACGUGAAAUUUCAAGUUUUUAACAGGGACACCUGCGUUGUAGGCAUCUUUAACAUUCUUUUGAAGUAAUCAAAUAUCUGAUGUCACUUCUGUCAGUCUAAUUCUGUGAUUUUAUUUCAAAAAAUUGCGAAUUUAGUGGUUGUUUAGUGAUAUACGUAACCGCGAAGUCGAAUGGAAGAUAAAAGGACUUGCAGUUCUUUCUCGGAAACGGUACUAUUGACAACGGGAAAAGAGUAUUUUAUGAGAAGUGACAUUUUAUAACCUGCCAACAGAGAUGAAAUGCCAAACUUUUUUCCCGUCACAGAAAAAAAAAUUAUUGGAAGCAAUACUAUUCCCAGCCCAUACAGAACCCCAAAAGGUUUAGCCUUAUUGUAUCCCAUCAAAUAAAGAUAAGUAUCUCAAAAACCAAGCCAUAAAUCGAAUAUUUGCAUUCGUUCUUCAAAUUGAGCAAGGAAUAAAAAAAUUUAAUGUUUUUCGUGAAAUAUCCAGUAACACCGAAGAUUAGGAGAGGGAGACCCGACCCCCCAACCUUAAGUUUUUUUUUGUCGAAACUAUUAAUAAUUUGUCAAAACGGUUUCCAUGUCCCUAUCCACCAACAUUCCAUUCAAUAUCAAUUGAUAUUUUAUUGAAAUAAAUACAGAGUGGUCAAAAAUCUUAAUUCUGAACCUAUAUCUAUUUCAAUAAAGAACGUGGAAAGUUGAGAUGAGGACAUGGAAACCAUUUUGACCAUUUAUGAAUAGGUUCGACACAAAAAAUUCUUAAAGUUGAAAAAGUUCAAUUUUCCACACCUUAUCUUCAUCAUCAUUCCCGCUAGACCCCAAGUGUGGUAGAUCGAUGAAAUCAACUCUUCAAGGAGAAUCUGAAAAUGAAAUGAUAAGAUAUGGGGUCCCAUUAAAAAAAAACAAAGUUGUUGCUACUUUUCAAUAUACGCAGCGCUGGGAAUAUUUCAGGUCGAUAGAACACAACUAAUUAUCCGAGAAGCCAAGUUUGCAAAACAAUCCUACGUUGCGUUCUCCGGAAACGUCUAAUGUGAAAUUCAUUCACCAUGAAUCAACCUGUAUAAUGCUUCUUUUCAUACGUAAACGACGGCUUUUCAGUAAAUAUGUUUCAUACAGGAUGUGGUAAUUUAUUUCAAUUUAAUGAAGGCAUUUUUGACUCAGAUGACAUUUCACAUUUUGCUUCCAAUGUAUAAUUCCUUCAUCUUUCAUAUACAAAAAUAGUAUACUUCAUUUCAAUCGAUAUCUUCUACCGUUCUAGAGGAAAUCUCAUUUCAAAACAUAUACAUAAAUAUAUUUUUCCUACAAGCGUGCGCAAAGUAGUACUUUUCCGCACUCAUUUGCGUGCGCAAAGUGAUACCUUUCCGCACUCAGUGCGGAUAUUGGUGUUAUCCGCACGGCGUGCGGGUAAGUAAAACAACUCAAAAAUCUCACUGGUAUGGAACAUUUAUAUUCUUUUUAGUUGCUGAUGUAGUCUAUUGUAUGCACUAUAUAGGAAGCCGUUAUCCCUUUCACUUUUCAACCGUUCGUGCCGAUAUUUGUAUGUCACCUGAAUAUAAAUAUUAGGAACAAAUGAAUAAAUUUUCUAUCAUUAUAUUCCAUUGAUAUGUAAUUGUUUGUCGUUUAGCUAUUUCUAUGAAGUUUAACUAAAAAUUAUUCAAUAAAUUGUAAUUUGAGCU
This is a messenger RNA of Phaedon cochleariae (mustard beetle), 5097 nucleotides long. The record is from the annotation of a GenBank genome assembly. Lineage: Eukaryota; Metazoa; Arthropoda; Insecta; Coleoptera; Chrysomelidae.